GUCCCCGAGCCUAUUCUACAUGAUACCAGCAAGUCGUCAAAUAUUACAUCAUCAUCGCCAUUAUCUACAUUGGCAGGAUCAACAACUCAGCUACAACCUACAUCUUCCUCCUCACUACCAUUGUCGACCUCUGGCUCCUCAGUGGCCUUGAUGUAUACUUCAUCCUCGGCCCCAACGUCCACCACUGUCACUACUGCUCCAACGCCUAAUUUGGGCCUUCCAAAUUCUCCUUUACUUCAUCAACCUCCAGUUACUACUGUAUUAGCUACUACUGCUGUAACUCCAGGUUUAAGUCAUGCGAUGAUGUUGAAUACUGAUGCCUCAAGUCCCCCACUUCCACCACUGCUCGGGCCAGUUGAAUUUUACACUCUUUUGGCUACCAGUGCAGCUUCUGGACUCGGACCUAGCCUGCCAAGCAAUCCAGCUGCAUUGGCUGCGGUUUAUGAGCAGUAUGCUCUGAUGCGACAAGCUCAUAUUCUUCAGGCAGCCUCUGUCUCUUCACCGGCAACAGUUCGUAUCCCACCAUCUUCGCAAUCACAAGCAUUGUAUUCAGCUCCAAUUCACACCGAUCACCAAUCCACUGUUCCAAUUUUAGCGCAACAGCAUCACCAUUCUCUACAGAUUCCGACUUGUACUUGGCAAAACACACUUCCAAUUAAUCAAGUCUCUCAGAUUGUUGGUUGCUCAUCCCCACCCGCUUCUAAUUCAAACCCUCUUCGUGGCUCUUCGACUUGUCAUAUGAAUCUAGGUCUUGGGCCGAGUACCACUUGCUCCCCAUUGGGAAAGGCUUCAAAUCAUAUGUCUCCUUCCUCAUCCUUUCUUCAUGUCACCUCAUCAGGAUUCCCUUUUACCACUCCUCCAGUUGCCGGUAUCUUCUCAUCAGGGGGAGGAAAUUCCUGUGGAGAACGUCCUGUCGGGGAUGGUGUCAAUGAAUUAUUGUUUCAUCCAGUCUCUUCAUCCUCCACAACUGGUGUUGUCUCACAUCAAGGCCGCCUUGCUGCUGCUUCUGGUGGGACCUACUAUCCACCAACUGUACCUUCCUGCAUGCCUCCGCCACCACCACCUCCACUUCCACUAGCUCAUUUAGCUCCUGGGGUCUCCGGCCCUUCCAGAGGCGGGCCUAUGGCCACGGUUCAACUUCUUCCACCGCCAACGCCCGGUUCUCCGUUCCUUGGUCACCACCAUCACCAACACUCACACCAUCCUCAUCACCAUCAUCAAGGCUUUGGGGCUACUCUAAUGGGGCCUCGUGAAACCCGACCCACACCUCAUAGUCAGUCAGCAACGCAUCGCAGGUCUCCUCAACAGCCUAGUCUUUCUCAAGCACAUCAACAUCACCACCACCUACACCAAUCUCAGCUCCAUAUUGUAGAUCAAACUUCUCUUUUAUCUCAUCACCAGCAAGCAACACCUGCUACGCCUCAUCAUCAGACUCAGCAUCACUCACCACCAACUACAGGAGGUUCAUCCUCGUCGGCACUUAUACCAUCUGGCCAGUCAAUGUCCUCGACCUCUCCUAUGCUCCCUUGUAGCCUGGCAACAUCGAUGAAUUCAGAUAAACAAAGUAAAUAUUUUAUAUGUUUUGUACAUUAG
This is a messenger RNA of Protopolystoma xenopodis, 1593 nucleotides long. NCBI's taxonomy places the organism in Eukaryota, Metazoa, Platyhelminthes, Monogenea, Polystomatidea, Polystomatidae. The record is from the annotation of a GenBank genome assembly.